This is a messenger RNA of Perognathus longimembris pacificus (Pacific pocket mouse), 342 nucleotides long. Its product is annotated as zinc finger protein 679-like. Gene Ontology annotation, biological process: regulation of DNA-templated transcription. The record is from RefSeq and is a predicted model, not a curated record. The coding region runs from base 1 to 342 and encodes 113 amino acids. The transcript has 4 exons. Lineage: Eukaryota; Metazoa; Chordata; Mammalia; Rodentia; Heteromyidae.
AUGCAUAUGGAGACAAGGCAGGAUGGGGACCUGCGCCCCUCAGCGGCCCCCAGGUUCACCUGCAUGUGGGCGUGGAAGGGCAGUUCAAAGCCAGAACAGCCAGGAAAAUCUUUGACAUUUGAGGACGUGGCUGUGGAGUUCACACAGGAUGAGUGGCGGUGCCUGACCCCAGCUCAGCGGGCUCUGUACAGGGAGGUCAUGCUGGACAACUACAGGAACCUGCUGUCCGUGGGGCUUAAUGUCUCUAAACCAGACCUCAUCACCGCUCUGGAACAAGGAAAAGAGCCCUGGAGAGGGAAAAAAAAGGAACCAUCAGGAAAAACUAUAGGUAAGUGGAAAUGA